AUUUACUUAUGUAUAUAAACAAAAAUGGAUGCAUUUAAUGAACCCUAUGUUUGUAAAGUCUGUAAAAAAUGUUUUGUAUUUAUAGAGAACUUUAAAAUGCACAUGAAAACGCAUCCUCCUAAAAACCCUUAUGUUUGUGAAGUGUGUGAAAAACGCUUUACACAAAUCAAUCAAUUAAAAACACACAUUAUAAGUCAUAGUGCAGAGAAACCUUAUGUUUGUGAAGUCUGUAAAAAAGGUUUUACACGAAAAAAUGCUUUAGAAUUGCACAUGAGAUUACAUACUGAGGAGAAACCAUACAUUUGUGAAGUGUGUCAGAAGUGCUAUGCACGAAAUGAUUCUUUGCAAAUGCACAGGAGAACACAUUCUGCAGAGAAACCUUAUGUUUGUGAAGUCUGUGAAAAAUCUUUUGGAUAUCGUGGUAGCUUACAAAUUCAUUUGAAAAUUCACACUAGAGAUAGGUCUUAUCUUUGUGAAGUAUGUAAAAAAUGUUUUGUACAAUAUAGAAAUUUAAAAGAACACAUGCUAAUACAUACUGUCAAGAAACCUCACAUCUGUGAAAUUUGUAAAAAAGGAUUUGCAGAUCCUUCUGGUUUAAAAAUUCAUCUGAAAAUGCAUGCUGGAGAAGAACCUUAUGUUUGUGAUGUGUGUGGAAAAGGCUUUACUCGAAAGGGUAAUUUAAAAAUACACAUGAUAAUACAUACUGUCACAAAACCAUACAUCUGUGAAGUUUGUAAAAAAGGAUUUGCAGACCCUUCUGGUUUAAAAAUUCAUCUGAGAACGCAUGCUGGAGAAGAACCUUAUGUUUGUGAUGUGUGUGAAAAAGGCUUUGCCCGAAAGGGUGAUUUAAAAGCACAUAUAAGAACACAUACUGGAGAGAAACCAUAUGUUUGUGAUGUCUGUGAAAAAAGCUUUUCAGGAACUAGUAACUUAAAAAAACAUAUGGCAACACAUUCUGCAGUUAAACCUUAUGUUUGUGAUAUGUGUAAAAAGUCUUUUGCACAUAUUAGUUAUUUAAGAAGACAUAUACAUGUACACAAUGCUUAAAAACCUUGUUUGUGAUGUGUGUGAAAAAAGCUUUUCAUGAAUGAGUAAGUACUAUAAAAACAUGCAUGGCAAUACAUACGGCAGAAAAACCUUAAGUUUAUGAAAUGAGAGUAAAUGUGUUUUACACACAUUUCACACAUUUUUUACUUGUGGUAGGACCUCUGGUGAGUCUGCACGGGUAGGUACCACCACCCUGCCUAUUUCUGCCAUGAAGCAGUAAUGCGUUUCAGUUUGAAGGGU
This is a messenger RNA of Bombyx mandarina (wild silkworm), 1287 nucleotides long. RefSeq lists its product as uncharacterized. Gene Ontology annotation, biological process: regulation of transcription by RNA polymerase II. Gene Ontology annotation, molecular function: DNA-binding transcription factor activity; RNA polymerase II cis-regulatory region sequence-specific DNA binding. Lineage: Eukaryota; Metazoa; Arthropoda; Insecta; Lepidoptera; Bombycidae. The record is from RefSeq and is a predicted model, not a curated record.